Molecule: messenger RNA, 4377 nt
Organism: Boleophthalmus pectinirostris (great blue-spotted mudskipper)
Lineage: Eukaryota; Metazoa; Chordata; Actinopteri; Gobiiformes; Gobiidae
Product: immunoglobulin-like and fibronectin type III domain-containing protein 1
Exons: 26
Coding region: 1-4377 (1458 amino acids)
Molecular function (GO): protein binding
Source: RefSeq, a predicted model, not a curated record
AUGUGGAAAAGGCCAAACUCAGGCUCGACAGGCAGACAAGGUUUCUCGCUUGUUCAUCGAUAUAUUCAACACUUUAAUGAGGUGUCAGGAAACAAAUCAGCUGCCAUUCGGAGACGGUCCAAAAUCCCUGGAGUGACAAUCACACAAUAUGUGCCACAUUUACCUGAGGGCAAAACUCACCCAGAUUUUCAAUGUAAACCAACAGCUGUCAAAGAAGGUAAAGUGGCUGUUUUUAAGGCUGUAGUUGUAGGGGAACCCAAACCCAAGGUAACAUGGAGUAGAAUCAAAGGAAAUAUGUCAGAUAAGAAGAAAUAUCAAAUGAAAUAUGAUGAAGCCACCAGGGAACACAUAUUAGAGAUUUUUAAUAUAUCUGCUGAAGAUGAUGAUACCUACAAAUGUAUAGCUUUAAAUGAGUUUGGCAAAGCCACAUGCACAGCAGCUCUACAUUUGACUGAAGUCUUGUCAAAUCCUUCUGACUUCAGAAAGCUGCUAAGGAAAACUGAUGAUGAAAACCAAACAGGGAAAUAUGAAGCAGACGAAGACAGAUUCUGGAAUGCCAUGCUUAAAGCUGAUAAAAAAGACUACAAGAAAAUCUGUGAUGAGUUUGGUGUUGCAGAUAUACAUUUAGCUGUGAGAAGAUUGGAUGAAAAGAGAAGAGAGAGAGCACAAAAGGAGAAAGGAAUAUCCUCAGAUGAGGAUGGACCACAGACCCUCAGUCCUGGAAUUGGGGGUAAAUCUAAUGAGUUCAAGAAGCCCAGUGUGGACUUUGUUGUAAAAAUUCAAGAGGUGAAAGCCCAGGAAAGAGAAGAUGCUCUAUUUGAAUGUGUCCUGACACAGCCCCUACCCAGAGUUACUUGGAAAGGGAAAAAUUGUGUCCUGGAGGAGAGUGAAAAGUACAACAUAAGUGUAUCCAACCAUAAACUCAUCCACAGGCUGCUGAUAAAAGACUGCAUGCAUCUGGAUAAAGGAAUCUAUUCGGUCGAGGCUGGCAGAGUGUCUUGUAGCGCUUUGCUAUUUGUGGAAGAUGACCAUGACCCUGCACCUGCUGGUAUGAUGAAACCUCGGAAAUCAACUAUAGCUAGAGGACUGAGCACAGACAUUGAAGAACUGGCCAAACAACAACAAAUAAAAAAUCAAAAGGAAAUUGAGAGGAUUUUAGCAGCUGUAAAGGAAAAACAACUGGAAGAGCAGCGAAAUAGAGAAAAUAAAUGUACCAAAAAAGCAAAAGGUGGUCGACAGUCAAGUGUUACUAAUCUGGCAGAUGGAUCAGAGCCAACUGCAGGUCAAACACAACAAACCGCUUGCAAGAAAAAAGCCAAGAACCAAAGACUCAGAGAAGGCUCUAGAAACACAACAGAUGAGACAGGAGUACAUGAUGGACUGAGAGAGACCAACAGGAAAAACAGGACUCAGGAUCAAUCUGAGCAAGGGACAGGUAUCAAUGAGGAAUUUUAUGAAGGUGCAUUUGAUUCAAGUUCCGAAUAUUCACAGAGCAGUGAAGAAUCAGAAUCUGACACAGAAUCUGAGUCGGAAUCUGAGACGGGAUCUGAGUCGGGAUCUGAAUUAGGAUCUGAGUCGGGAUCUGAGUCGGCAUCUGAGCUGAAAUCCGAAGAUGAGGAAAUAAGGACAGAUAAGAUCAACAGUUGUGAAGAGGAUCAAAUACGUGAGAAAGAAGGUGAGGAUAACUUUGGAAAGUCUGCGGUUACUAACAAGACUCAAGAGUCAAAGUCAAGCAAGAAAUGUGACCAAACAAAGGAUUCCAAUGAUAUUUACAAUACUGGACCAGAUGGACUAGAUGACAUUGUGGAGGAUGGUGAAGACCAGUUCCUGUCAACAACAGAUUCAAAGCAUGUUCAAAAACUACAGGCUUCAGCACAAGGUGUCACAAGCAAAAAGGCGGGCACAAAAAAGCAAAGAGAUAAAGAAAAUGGCACAUCUACAUCACGUUCAAAGAAAAAACGAAGAGUUCAGCUAACAGAAGAUAAUGUCAUUGAUGCAGGAGUUCAUUUCAUCUGGGGACUGUCGGAUGUGAACGCUGUGAUUGGUGAGUCAGCAGAGUUAACCUGCAAACUCAGCAGAGAAGACUGUGAAGGAGCCUGGUUCAGAGACGGCAAAAAGAUAUCCAAUGACGCUAACUUCACAACAUGGAAAGAUGGAGUGAUUCACACACUAGUUAUUAUCAAGUGUGAAGAAGAGCAUUCAGGCAAAUACCGCUUUGAGGCAGAUGGUCGUAAAACAGAAGCAAUGGUCAAUGUUAAAGAUCCACCCAGGUUUGUGGUAGAGGAUCUGGAAGCUUUCACUAAACCUGUGACAAUUAAAGUGGGACACAAUGCUGUCUUCAAAAUGGCUUUUGUUGGACACCAGCCAAUAAAGAUUCACUGGUACCGAGAGGAAGAGGAGCUCCAAGAGGACACCAACAUAAAGAUUGAGAGGUCCUCAAGCCACAGCCGUCUGCUUCUGAUCAGGUGCCAAAGGAAAGACACGGGAGAGAUCAAGGUCAAACUGAAAAAUGAAGAUGGCUUCACUGAGGCUAUUUCACAGCUAAUUGUGCUUGAUAAACCAACCAGUCCCCUUGGUCCAGCAGAGGUGAUUGAGAGCUCACCUGUAUGCAUUGAAUUUAAGUGGAGACCUCCAAAAGAUGAUGGUGGUUCACCGGUAACUAACUACACACUGGAGCGUCAGCAGGUGGGUCGAAACACGUGGAAGAAGUUGGGUGAAGUGCCGGGUGUGUCCUGCUACCGUGACACAGACGUGGACCAUGGGCGGAAAUACUCCUAUCGCAUCCGUGCUGUGACUGCUGAGGGCGUCAGUGAGAUCCUGGAGACAGAUGACAUGCAAGCUGGUACCCUAGCCUUCCCAGGGCCUCCUGCACCACCAAAGAUAACAGACGCUUAUGAUGACUGCAUCAAUCUGGCAUGGGUUGUACCAAAAAAGACAGGUGGCUCACGGAUUCUGGGAUAUAUUUUGGAGAAGCGCAAAAAAGGGAGUAAUCUGUGGUCAGUUGUCAACCCAUCUGGUGAACUAAUAAAAGAGAAGAAAUAUGCUGUAAAAGAUGUUGUGUCAGGUUUGGAGUAUGAAUUCAGAGUGGCAGCUGUAAACCUUUCAGGACCUGGAGAAUUCAGCUACCCCUCUGAGUUUGUUUGUGCACGAGAUCCCAAAAUGCCUCCUGGAAGAGUAAUAGGCCUAAAGGUGACAGAAACCUCCUACACACAUUUUGCCUUGACAUGGAGCAAGCCUGAGGAGAGAGUGGGAAUCCAGGAUGAGCCCAAAGGAUAUUUUGUUGAGAUUCGAAAUGCUGAGUCAAGUGAAUGGUCCAGAUGUAACAGCACCCCCAUGAUCACCACUUCAUAUAGUGUUAAAGGCCUCCGGUCCAUGAACCUGUACUGGGUCAGAGUUAUAGCUGUAAAUGAUGGAGGAGAUGGUGCCCCUGAAGAGCUGCCCAACUAUGUGAUGGCUAUGCCCUUGCCAGUGAGACCAAAAUUUACAAAUCAAAAAAUGAAGAGUUUCAUAGUGGUGAGAGCAGGAAAUUCAGUGAGGAUAACGGUAAACUUUGAGGCUUCCCCAAGACCGGACAUCAUGUGGCUGAAGGACAACGUGCCUGUGGCAAAGCGUGUUACAGUGAGUAACUGUGAUGGGUCGUCCCAGCUGCUAAUCCCCUCCUCUGAACGCUCAGACUCAGGCAUCUACUCCAUUCUGGUGAAAAACCUUGUGGGACAGGAGACGUUCAGCACCGAGGUUAGAGUCACAGAUGACCCAAAGCCUCCGGGCCCAGUAGAACUAGAGGAGAAUGUCCCAGGAACAGUGACAGUUGUCUGGGAACCCUCUCCUGAUGAAAAGCGAGAUGACCGCCUUCACUACACUGUGUCUAAACUGGACAGCACCAAACACACAUGGAUCACUGUCGCUGACCGGCUUUUCAAUAACAGGUUUACAGUCUGUAACAUCAUGCAGGGGAGAGAAUACCACUUCAGGGUGUAUGCCAAGAAUGAUAUGGGCAUUUCUGCACCUUCGGAGUCACUUACCUGGGGAAGAGAGAAGAAGAGAGAAAAGUUUGUUCUAAGCCUGGCGUCAAGUAAGGACUGUGAUUUGCGGUGUGCCCCAACCUUCAUUGUUCCACUGAAACUCCACACUGCACCCAAAGGUUAUGAAUGCUACAUGAGCUGUGCUGUGUCAGGAAACCCCAAACCACGGAUCACAUGGUACCGGAACAACAUUAGUCUAAACACAAAUACUAACUAUUACAUCUCCAACACGUGUGGGGUCUGCUCCAUGCUGAUCCUCCAAGUUGGUCCCAAAGACAUGGGAGAGUUUGUCAUCACAGCAGAGAAUGCCCUGGGAAGAGCAGAGAGCUCCACUGUGCUCUGCAUCAGAGAAUAA